Baudoinia panamericana UAMH 10762 is the source of this 1451-nucleotide messenger RNA. RefSeq lists its product as uncharacterized. Gene Ontology annotation, cellular component: cell division site; microtubule cytoskeleton; cytosol. Lineage: Eukaryota; Fungi; Ascomycota; Dothideomycetes; Mycosphaerellales; Teratosphaeriaceae. The record is from RefSeq and is a predicted model, not a curated record. The transcript has 5 exons. Bases 122 to 1264 code for a protein of 380 amino acids. Gene Ontology annotation, biological process: cytoskeleton-dependent cytokinesis. Gene Ontology annotation, molecular function: molecular adaptor activity; GTP binding; GTPase activity.
CUGCCGAUCGAACCGCUCGAUACAGCAGACGCCCAACUUGGAGAGCGUGCCAGGCGCGUUCAUAUCUGAAGACAAGAAGUCAAGCGUCCCAUCACCACAACCGACUAACGAAGCUCCCACCAUGGCCGAAGCACUCAACCCGAUCGGCAUUGCCAAUCUUCCCAACCAGCGCCACAAGAUCGUAGCCAAGCGCGGCGCUGCCUUCACCAUCAUGGUGGCUGGUGAGUCGGGCUUGGGCAAGACCACCUUCAUCAACACGCUCUUCUCUACCACCAUUAAGAACUACGCGGAUCACCGUCGUCGGCACGCAAAGCAGGUCGACAAGACUGUCGAAAUUGAAAUCACCAAGGCCGAGCUGGAGGAGAAGUUCUUCAAGGUCCGCUUGACGGUCAUUGAUACCCCCGGCUUCGGCGACUAUGUGAACAACCGCGACUCAUGGCAACCCAUCAUCGAGUUCUUAGACGACCAGCAUGAGAGCUACAUGCUGCAAGAACAGCAGCCCAAGCGCACGGAGAAGAUCGAUUUGCGCGUCCAUGCAUGCCUCUAUUUCAUCCGCCCGACCGGCCACACACUGAAACCGCUGGACAUUGAGGUGAUGAAGCGACUGUGUACACGCGUCAAUCUCAUUCCGGUCGUGGCCAAGGCGGACACCCUCUCACCAGCUGAUCUCGUGAGAUUCAAAAAUCGCAUUCGAGCUGUGAUCGAUGCACAAGGUAUCAAGAUCUACACUCCACCGCUCGAGGAGGACGAUGAAGCCGGGCUUCAGCAUGCUCGCAGCCUCAUCGCCGCGAUGCCAUUCUCCGUCAUCGGCUCCGAGCGCGACGUGACCACCCACGACGGGCGCACGGUCAAAGGCCGCCAGUACGCCUGGGGCGUCGCCGAAGUCGAGAACGAAGAGCACUGCGAUUUCAAGAAACUCCGCGCCAUCCUUAUCCGCACGCACAUGCUCGACCUCAUCCACACCACCGAAGAGAACCACUACGAAGCCUACCGCGCGCAGCAGAUGGAGACGCGCAAGUUCGGCGAGGCGAGGCCGAGAAAGCUGGACAAUCCCAAGUUCAAGGAGGAAGAGGAGGCGCUGCGCAAGCGCUUCACUGAGCAAGUUAAGGUCGAGGAGCAGCGGUUCAGACAGUGGGAGCAGAAACUCAUUGCCGAGCGAGAUCGCUUGAACAAGGACCUGGAGCUGAGUCAUGCGGAGAUUAAGCGGUUGGAGCAGGAGGUCGAGCAGAUGCAAGGGAGUGUGGCGCGGAGUGGGAGACGCUGAAAAAGCCGUUGUUCAUUGCGGAGAUGCACGGUAUCAGGUUGCAAGCGGGCGUUUUCGCGAAAGGGGUUGCUUUGCGGUGCAAAAGAUACCACUGCUGCCAUAUUGUGUGCUGUUGCUAGCUGAGUGGGAAGGGAUACGUUACGGUAAGUCGAGUGCAGUGCACUCGCUUUCCACGUAUCUCAUGCGG